AUGAUUGGAGAAAUAGAAGAGUUUGAAGAAAUGAGUGAGGAGUUGCAAAGUAUUUAUUUGUCUAAUAUGGAUGAAGCACCUGCAAGAAGACUUGUUCGUGAGGCUUUUAAAGAUAUUCAACUUGCCAUUGAUCAUUGCUUAUUUCAGUUUCCUGCUGAUGGAGUGAAGAUGGAAGAGGUUUAUGAAGUGAACUCAAGAGGAUUAGAAGUAUUUUCUAAAAGCUGGCUACCAGAAAAAUCACCAUUGAAAGCAAUUGUUUGUUUUUGCCAUGGCUAUGCAGACACUUGCACAUUUUACUUUGAAGGAGUUGCAAGAAAAUUAGCAUCAUCUGGAUUUGGAGUAUUUGCUUUAGAUUACCCUGGAUUUGGUCUUUCUGAUGGUCUUCAUGGCUAUAUUCCUAGCUUUGAAAAUCUUGUGGAUGAUGUCGUUGAACAUUUCUCAAAAAUAAAGGAACAAGUGGAGUACCAGCAUCUUCCAAGGUUCUUGUUAGGUGAAUCUAUGGGAGGAGCAGUUGCUUUGAAAGUUCACUUCAAACAGCCUAAUGGUUGGGAUGGUGCCGCUCUUAUCGCACCUUUGUGCAAGUUUGCAGAAGAUAUGAUUCCACAUUGGUUGGUGAAGCAAAUACUAAUUGGUGUAGCUAAGGUUCUUCCCAAAACUAAGCUAGUUCCACAAAAGGAAGAAGUGAAAGAGAACAUAUAUAGAGAUUUGAAAAAGAGAAAAAUGGCUCCAUAUAAUGUGUUGCUCUACAAGGAUAAACCAAGACUAGGAACUGCAUUGGAGUUGCUUAAAGCUACUCAAGAGCUUGAACAAAGACUAGAAGAAGUUUCUCUACCAUUGUUGAUCAUGCAUGGAGAAGCUGAUGUAAUAACAGAUCCAUCAGCUAGCAAAGCCUUAUAUGAAAAAGCUAAAGUGAAAGACAAGAAGCUCUGUCUCUAUAAAGAUGCUUUCCACACUUUACUUGAAGGUGAACCUGAUGAAGUUAUAUUUCAUGUGCUUGAUGAUAUCAUAUCUUGGCUUAAUGAUCAUAGCAACACAAAGAAUAAAGUUUGA
Molecule: messenger RNA, 1050 nt
Organism: Lathyrus sativus (Indian pea)
Lineage: Eukaryota; Viridiplantae; Streptophyta; Magnoliopsida; Fabales; Fabaceae
Source: the annotation of a GenBank genome assembly